Messenger RNA from Oppia nitens, 1100 nucleotides. It is a transcript of the gene Taz, whose product is annotated as tafazzin-like. The record is from RefSeq and is a predicted model, not a curated record. Gene Ontology annotation, molecular function: 1-acylglycerophosphocholine O-acyltransferase activity. Gene Ontology annotation, biological process: cardiolipin acyl-chain remodeling; inner mitochondrial membrane organization. Gene Ontology annotation, cellular component: mitochondrial membrane. The transcript has a single exon. The coding region runs from base 162 to 1100 and encodes 312 amino acids. NCBI's taxonomy places the organism in Eukaryota, Metazoa, Arthropoda, Arachnida, Sarcoptiformes, Oppiidae.
UAAUGACAUCUAUUGUUAUGUUUGUUAUGAUUGCUAUGAAAGUGUCGUUCAAUUUAUUUCAAUAAUAAUAACUGUAUUAUUAAUAAUCAAUUGAUUUGAUUUAACUAUUUGUUUCAAUACAUUGAUGUCCAACACAUCUGUCAUCUGAUACCUCACGAGCUAUGAGUUCAGUUGAAUGGCCAUCACUUCUGUCACGAUUAAUAGCAAAAGAAGUGAACUUCAAGUGGAGAUUGGGAUCAAAAGUAAUUGUUCCGACAGUUGGUCUGAUAAGCAAAUUAUGGAUGCAAUGUCUUAACUCAAGUCAUGUCCAAAAUCGGGUCGUAUUGUUGGACACUUUGGCCAAACAUUACAAGAACAAAGACAAGAGACCAUUGAUAACUAUAUCAAACCAUUCCUCCUGUUUGGAUGACCCUUUGAUUUGGGGAGUAUUAAUACCAAUGAAAUGGCAGCUCAAUGCCGGUCGACAUCGAUGGUCAGCAGCGGCUCAAGAGAUUUGUUUUACUAAUGUCUUAUAUUCGAUGUUCUUUGCAAUGGGAAAAACAUUUCCUAUAAUAAGAGGUAAAGGAUUAUAUCAACCGGCGAUGGAUUACGCGUUAAAUCUACUAAAAGAUGGUCAAUGGAUUCAUUUCUUUCCUGAAGGAAAAGUUGUUAUGAGAAAUAAAGAAAUUGAUUCACUUCGUAGUCCAAGACUUGAGACACACGUUAAUGUUAGUGAAGACAUUGAUUGUGAAGUGAAACCGUCUUAUGAUUUGAAGUGGGGUUUGGCUCGACUUUUAUUGGACCACGUCUUCAAUGAUAAUACUUAUCCUGAAGUAGAGGUAUUGCCAUUCUAUCACUUGGGUAUGGAUGACAUACUGCCCACUCAAGAACCAUAUAUUCCACGCGUCAACAAAAGGACCACAUUUUAUAUCCGAGAAGACGGACCUAUUGUUGUUAACCGAAACUUCUUAUCCGAACUAAUGGAUGAUAUUUCUAGUCUGAGUUCUAAAGACAAACGAAUCAAAAUUAUGAGAUUCUUUGAGUCGGAAAUGAACUCUUUGAAAGUCAAAGCUAUUGAAAUUCAUAAUAAUUUAGAAAAUAUUGUUAAUAUUAAACACUAA